GACUGCUAAAAGCUGAUAAAAGAAAAGGGUUUACUUACAAACGGUGAAUCCUUGCAGUUCACUGCUGCGUGGCACAUCAGCCAAGAUCCUCUGCCGAUCUAUUUCCAGUAUAGUCCCUCAGUGUCGUUUACCCCAUUUAAAAUCCGACCCUUUUCAUCCGGGGAUUUUAGUUGACUCGUUAUACUGACUUUGUAAAUGUGGGAGAUGACACCCGCCGUCAAUCUCAAAUCAAAUUGUAACGUCGAUUACCCCGGAAUGCGAGUGUUACCCAUCAGGAUGUGCUCCGUGUUUUGCAUUCUCUGCGGGAUCACGUCCAUCAGCACACAGACGGCCGCUUUAGCCAUUUUCUUGGAGACAUUUGAUCGUCAUUACGUCAACUUCCCUUCGGACUUUGUCGGUCCCGGUAUUUGGGGUGGAUCGUUCGAUGUAAUCGCUGGCUGUUUGGGCAUUGCUGUAACUUACGCGAGGAAAAAGACGCUGCUCGUUUCGACUGUUGUGAUGGCGGCCGUAUCGAUUUUCGCUUCGUUCUCAACGUCUUUACUGUCAGCCGGGGCGGCUUCGUUAGGCGUUUACAGCUCUUGCUACAGAAAAUUCGGAUACUCUAAUUCGAUAUGUGACACAUGGCUGGAGUUGCAAUGGGCGUCAAUGAGCUGUGGCAUUUUAGCCUUGAUCAGCUCAAUAGUCCUCGUCAUCCUGACAUCAGGAUCUCUUUGUACUUGUUGCAGGAAGCAUAAUAGUAUCGUAGACAUGUACAAAGCUUUAAAAAUGGCGCGAGGUACGAAUUUCAAGGCAACUUCUAGCGGUGAUUACCCCAACAUGAAAGUGAAACACAUCCGGAUUUUUGCUGCCAUUUGCAUUGCCAGUGGCAUCGUCUCCAUUCUUUUGCAGUUUGUCGCCAUAUUGAUGGUCAUAGCGAAUAAUGAAUAUAGUAACAACUUUCCUUCCGACAACAUUGGCUGCGGAAUUUGGGCUGGAGUGCUUUAUUUGAUAGCUGGAAGCUUGGGCGUGGCUGUCACUAAAACGAAGAAAAAAAGGCUGCUUGUCGCUGUUGUGGUGGUAUCGUCCUUAUCGAUUUUCGCGUCGAUCGUAACCUUCAUACUGUCAAGCGGUGUGGCUAUCUUCGGUGGUUAUAGAUCUUGCUUAUGGCGUUUUGGAUACACGAUAUGUAACGCAUGGCUGGGAUUGGAAUGGACAAUAGUGACGUGUAGCAUCUUAGCUCUCAUCAGCUCCAUAGCCCUGCUGAUCCUGGCAUCUGGAUCUCUAUGCACUUGCUGCAGAAAGCAUGAAAUGAGAGAUCCUUUCUCGUACAUUGAAGCCACGAACGUCGGAGAGCGAAUGGCACAUCGUCAACUGCAAUUCGACGAUGACUUGUAGAACAAGCAAAACUGCAGAGAACAAAAUCGAUAUACGUUUUGAAUCCGUUUGUCAUGCAUUGUUCAUGUAGAGCCAUUGUUUCCACGUAUAACACUUGAUACAGUAACGCUUUGGAUUAUGCCAACACCGAAAUCAAA
This is a messenger RNA of Daphnia magna, 1511 nucleotides long. RefSeq lists its product as uncharacterized. Bases 196 to 1374 code for a protein of 392 amino acids. Lineage: Eukaryota; Metazoa; Arthropoda; Branchiopoda; Diplostraca; Daphniidae. The record is from RefSeq and is a predicted model, not a curated record. The transcript has 9 exons.